This is a messenger RNA of Frieseomelitta varia, 2978 nucleotides long. RefSeq names its product broad-complex core protein isoforms 1/2/3/4/5-like. Gene Ontology annotation, biological process: regulation of transcription by RNA polymerase II. Lineage: Eukaryota; Metazoa; Arthropoda; Insecta; Hymenoptera; Apidae. The record is from RefSeq and is a predicted model, not a curated record. Gene Ontology annotation, cellular component: nucleus. The transcript is spliced from 5 exons. The coding region runs from base 916 to 2019 and encodes 367 amino acids. Gene Ontology annotation, molecular function: protein binding.
GAAAGUAACUAGAUAGCAACUUAUUUUGAUUGGUUACGAUGAAAUUGGUGAUUUUGGUAUGAAAUAUAUGAUUCAAUUAUAUAGGCGACAAUUACACAUAUAUAUUGUGGGAAUGUAUAAAUUACACGUUAAAGAAGAAAAAAAAAGACGAAGAAUUUAAAAACAUGAAGACGUGUAUUUGGAUAUCCCGACUCGGAAUUUCGAAGAAUAUUUCAGCCAAUCGUCGUUUGAAUGUAUUUUAAUAUUUUGUCGUUGUGCGUUGGGAGUUUGAAUCGAUGAAGUUGUUGAUAACCUAAUUUCGUUAAAGUUUAUGGAGCGUUCUCAUGCGAUGGCGCGAACGUGCAUAGAGUAUAGAGUUUAAUUUGGUGGAAUGGUGUCUUGUUUUCUAAACUGCUUCGACGGAUAUGUGACAGUUUGGCUUGUAAAAAAUUUUAGCGCCAAGGAAAAACGUAAAGGUUAAGAAAGAAACGAAUUUUCCGAGAACGAUUACUUCCGAUUAGGUUAAAAAGCAACGAACACGUGGUGUCGUUCUUGGAAUCAUCGGAACAGAAUGAGAGACUUUAGAUGAAAUGAAAAAUAUUCAGUGAUCGAAUAUGGGGAAGGGUAAAAUAUAAAUAUUGGACAGAGAUUGUACGGAAUGAUGAAAUUAUUGAAAUAAAUAAUUCAGAGAGUGAGCGAGCGAGCAAACGAAUAUAUAGCAAAGGACAUAUACAUAGGAAAGGCGAGAGAUGCGCUAGUGUUCCACUAAGCUACCCCCAGCCUUACUACCCCCACCCUUUCGUUCCAGCUCCCCUAGCUAGUGCAAAUCUCGGCGGAUGAAUGUUUUCUUAAGGGAUUCUUCCCGAAAGCGACGCGAAAAUCUGAGAGAAAUCGAGGGAGCUAAAAAUUCGGAAAUUGUUCUAAAUCAACGGAAUAAUGGAAGGUGGAAGCAAUUUGCAUAAUCCGGGUAAUUAUCCUGGUGGUGACCGUCAACAAUUUUGUGUUUCAUGGAAUUCUCAUCAAUCAAAUAUGCACAGUGCAUUUCCCAAACUUUUAAGUUCUGAACAAUUUGUCGAUGUCACUUUAGCUUGCGAUGGUGGCUCAAUAAAAUGUCACAAAGUGGUAUUAUCCGCUUGUAGCGAUUAUUUGGAACGUUUGUUGUUAGAAAUACCAUGUACCCAUCCUAUUAUAUUUUUGAGAGAUAUGAGAAUGUGGGAACUGCAAGCUUUAGUGGAAUUCAUGUAUCGUGGUGAGGUAUAUGUGGAACAACAACAACUUGGCAAAUUAAUGCAAGCCGCUGAAGUUUUGCAGGUUCGUGGUUUAUUCACUCAAGGGAAUGAUAAUUCUUCAAGCGAAAGUAGUUCUCAACAAUGUGACUCUAAUAUCGCUGUUGCACCAUCCACGACCACGCAGCAGGAUGGCUCUGAUUAUAAAGGCGAGGAAACUCCAUCAGAUGACGGAACUUCGAGCGCUAAUUUUUUAGAGACGACAUCGAUUGCUGCGUCUAGCACGGCAAGCGCUCCAUCUGUCAGCACUACGCCAGUUCCACAGAAUUCGAAUUCAUCAAAUUUUAUGGAACACAGUGAGGCGUUACAACACUUGGAGAAAGCACUUAGUGCUUGUGAAGCGACUUUAACCGAGACUCAGGGCAUGGUUAAAAUGGAGCCAGACGAGCAGUUUACUCAACAUGACAAACCAUAUUCUAUUAGCAUGGUACCGAGCAGUAAUUGUAACCCGAGCAGUCCGUUUCCUGCGAUUGAAGGUUAUCAGAGACGACAGAGACGUUCGGAAGAAGAAUUGAAGCAAGCUUCGGAUAUGGUAGCACGCGGUAUGACGUUUCAAGUCGCUUCGGAAAAGUACAAAAUUCCGAUAAGUACGAUUCGAUUCUAUAUGGUUAGAAAGGGUAUAUUGCAAAGGCGAAAACGCGGUCGUGGUUCAAGCAAUCUUGGCAUGAACAGUCAACCGGGAAGUCCUGCAAGUCCGCCAUAUCAUAUGAUGAACUAUCGUUUGCCAGAAAGCCUAAACUCCAGCCUACCGUAGUGCUGUACAAAAGAUAGCCAGUUUUUAGACUUGAGUUGAAUCGAACAAAUUUUUUAUUGCCACGUCGGAGCUGUUCCAGACUGUCACUCUUCCCAUCUUUAUAUAUAACUCAACUCACACUGAGUUAUUCGUUUCUCGUUUAAACAUUCACGACCCGUGAUCACGCAUGUACCAGUGCGAGUGCGUUUUCGCCGAACUACUCGUUAUUCUAUACACAUUUAUUGCAUUUACAGAAGAUAGUAAUUUAAUAGAAAAUAAUUGACAACGUGUACGUAUCGUACAUAAUAGAUACGAUUUUAGUCUCGAACAGCUCAGCUCUGUGUACAUAAGCACUAUGUGCGAGUUUUCGAACGCUCGUCGAAACGUAAGAAGCGAGAGUGAGAGAGGGAGAGAGAGAGAGAGAGAGAGAGAGAGAGAGAGAGAGAGAGAGAGAGGCGAAAAAGAGCCAUGUGAAGGAUGCAUAAGAAAAUAAUACGUUUGUACGAAAACGGUUGAUUUUUCGUUGGCUUUGUACUGAUUCAGUUGGAAAUGUUUGAUUUACCAUUGAUUGUACAUAGCAAAAGAUUUCAUCUCUUCUGGUGUUUCAUAAAUAAUAUUGUAAUAAUCAAAGGAAGUAACGUGUCUCGAUGCAGCGUUCGAAAACUAUCCGUACGGUUCAGUUUUGGGCCGUGUUCCGUUCUUCUACUUAGUGACACAUACACCUUACGUGCAUGGAUAACGUAAGAGGUAUUUUUUUGAGUCCUAUAUACAGAUUGCUACAACAGGUUUACAAAAUAUGGUUCAUGGGAAAGUUUAAACGUGUCACGAAAAUCAUAUUUUUACGAUCACUCGAAAUCUUUUGAUAAUACGUAUCUGUAGAAUAGGUUAUUUUUUAUUACGUCCUAUUUAUACAUACAUACAUACAUGCACACACACGCGCGCGCGCGCGCGCCCACACACACACACACUCUCACACACAC